Messenger RNA from Cydia strobilella, 5077 nucleotides. Its product is annotated as ERC protein 2-like. The coding region runs from base 196 to 2508 and encodes 770 amino acids. The transcript is spliced from 11 exons. The record is from RefSeq and is a predicted model, not a curated record. Lineage: Eukaryota; Metazoa; Arthropoda; Insecta; Lepidoptera; Tortricidae.
GUUUGAUUAAACUGACUAUUUUUGCAUUGCUAUUUUUGUACUCCGGCGUGGUAACGAAUUUAUUUAAGCGUACUGACUCCGUAACGAAUAACAAACAACUAGAGCCGUUAACGUACAUAUAUCGCACAUGAUUUAGACUGGAUCUGAAAUAACUUUAACGAGUUUCAGUGCAGUUACACUGAUUGCUCAAAGAAAAUGGAUUUAGAUCGAGAUACAUCGAACACCGACGUGUGUCUCGAGACUGCACGGCAAAUAUUUGACGUCUGCGGUGCUAAGAGUACCGGUACUUUACAUGUGUGCGCACUCAUGGAUAAACUCGCUCCUUCCGUGAAGACUAACAAUGCUGAAUUUAGCUACCUCCAAUCCCUACUGGACCCCAACCAAAGCGAUCCAGAGAUAAAUGUGUCUCAACUGGCCAGCGCCCUGAAUGCCUUCACCGACAGUCAGAAGACCAAGCUAGAUCUUGAUGAAAGUUUCAACUUGAAGAGCGGUAUGGGGCCCCAGGACUCUGAUUCUGGUAUUUCUAAUGAUGGCUACGUAAUCCUGGAGGAGCUGCAAGCCGAGCUGCGCGAGAAAUCCCACCUGGCUGCCAAACUCCGCAGCCAACUGGACUUUACCGACCGACAGCACGAAGAAGCGCUAGCCGCGCUCAGCGCCGAGCGGGACUCGCUGCGCUCACACCUCAACAUGCUCCGUGAAGAGAACAUGACAUUGACCCACGAACGCCGCGAUUACGAGGAAGCGAGCGAGCGACUAUGCAGCACGGAGCAGGCGCUGGGCGUGGCCAAGCGUGAGCGCGACACGGCGCAGCGGCGCGCCGCCGCAGCCUUGGAGCGGGCCGCUACUUUAGAGGCCGAGAAACUAACUCUACAAGAGCUCCUAAGCAAGUCCAAAGAAGAAUGCCACCGAAUCAACGAGAUGUACGCGACACGACAAGCUUCCCUUCUGGAACAGAACGAACUGCUAAAGCGGGAGAGAGCCGAGCUGGCGGCCCGACUACAGGACCAGGAGGAUCUGGUGCAGCAGAUGCUUAAAGAGAAGGUAAUCCUGGAAAUGGAGCUGAAGGACGUCUUGAACCGCUCCAACCAGACGCAGCUGAGACUCGACCGCUCCAUAGACGUCAGCUACACCGAGGACCAGAUGCUGACGGCUCUGGACAACCUCAAUGUUGACAGCCGGUUCUCUUCAGAUAAUCAUGUGUUAGAAGAAGAUGCUUUCAUUAAAGCGCUUAAAGAUCAGGAGCUCGGACGCGCCUCCAACCUUUCGCUCUUCGACGAGAUUCGACUCAGCUUUUCCUAUAUGACCCGACUUACACCUGACGCCUCUGCCAAUAUGUCCAAAUCACAACUAUUUGAAUAUAAUAAUCGUGAUAACUUGGACACGUCAAAUACGGGCACUCAGACUGACGAAUUUAAGGAAAUAACAAAUAAUAACGAAUGUGACUGUACUAAAACAUGCCUUAAAUGUGAAAAGUUACAAAAUGAUUUAGUAAAUCUCCAAAACGAUUUAAAGACUGCCAAUAACAAUGUGUCACUUAUGCAAACAGAACUCGUCGAGUGUGAGAAGGAUUUCAAAGAAUUACAAAAGCGCCUUGAUGUUAAAAUCGAUAAAAUAACCUCUGAGACACAAACAGAUGACCCGAUAUGUAUUAAUUGUAAAGAGAAAACUGUAGAAUGUAAUAAAUUAAAGGACACACGUGCUAAGUUAAGAGUAGACCUUAAGAAGACUCAAAAUAAGGUUUCAAAUGCUGAAAAAGAGUUGAUUAAGUCUCAGUUAAGCUUGAAGACGUUACAAGAUUAUAUAGAGGGAUUAGAGGGUUUAAAAGUGGAAUGUUGUGAAACUGGGACGCAGAUAGAUGAUCCAAUGCAAAUUGUACCAUCUGUUGAUAAUAAUAACGUUGAAGUUUGCAAUGAUCGCACAAAGCCAUGCUUAAACUGUGACAAAUUACAGGAUUACACAGCUAAAUUAGAAAGCGACAUAGCUCAAGCAAAUAACAACUUUGCUAAUAUGCAACUAGAUUUGGACAAAUAUGAGAACACAUUGAAUGAUUUACUAAAAGAUUUAGACGAAGGCGUGAACAGGAAUGACUUUUUGAAGGAAAUGUCGCAGAAUUUACAAGCUAAGCUUGAUGUAAUAGAAUCUGCAUAUAUCGCUCAGAAGGAGAAAAUCGAGACCACGACGUGUGAGAUGUCUUGUAUAGAAAGCCAAACUGACUAUGACGUGGCGUCGGUGGGCACGCAGGCGGCGGCGCCGUGCCUGCAGUGCGAGUCGCGCGCCGGCACCAAGGUCGCGCCGCAACGCACUAUACGGAGAUUCUUGUGGGAGUCCCUCAAAUGCCUGUUCCAAGCGUUCGCGUUGCUCUGCUUCAUCUUCGCCCUCUCGUCCCUGUACGGCGUGACGCGCCGGCGCGGCUGCGGCGAGCGCGAGCUGCCGUGGCGGUGGCUGGACGCGCACGACCUCAUGGACCUGCUGCUGCGGAUAGAGUACGUCGCUGAUGUGCCCAUGUGAACCAUAAAGGUCACCCCACACUGGCGUCUCCCGAGCGUCCCCGUCCAGCCAACUCUAUGGCUGCUGCUCGACACGACGUUGGCGCAACUGCGCAGCGGCGCCAUUUUCCGUAGCGCUGACUAGACGCCGUCGCUCAAAAGACGCUAUAGUUCGUUUUUUUAGCAUUAGAAAUAAGGUAAACAAUCUUGACUUGUCUUUUUAUUGAAAAAUAUUCAAAAAUUUGUUUAUAUUACUUUUUAGAUAAAAGAUAAAGAUAAAAAAACAUUUAUUCGUGACGAUCACAAAACAAGUACGAACAUGUACAGACAACAACAGCAAGAAAAGAAGAGAUCGUCAAGUGUGCGUCACGAAAUGGACCCAAUUUUUCAAAGUAAAAGAUCGUAUAUGAUUUAUAAUUGUAACAUAUUUGCUGUGACUUAUUUUUCAAAAGUGAUUUUUAAUAAAAAAGACACGUCAAGAUCGCUUACCUUCUUUCUAAUCCAAAAAAAAACGAAUUAUAGUGUGGGGUCUCUCUAAUACAGUGGCAUAAGGUGGGAAGUAGAUAGGCAAUGAAAGCGAGAAUUUAUACACUUAACCUACCUUUUAGAGAUCCGUACACGGGACGAUCCAGAAAUGACUAGUUGUAAUCUGAGAUGCGACCGUUGCGCGGUCACUUUUCUCCGUGUAAGAAAGGCCUAAGAGCUCUCGCGGUCGCCAUACAUGACGUUUCAUACCUAAUUUGGUUCCAAUACUUGAGUUCACGUUUACUACCUGUCUAUCUGAUAGCUCCCGGCGUAGUAAGUAACAAGUAAAAUAGCGCUUAUGUGUGGUGACCACGGAUUUUUUUCUGAAUCUUUCACUUUAUUCUAUCUGAUUACUUGCGGUAGUUCUGAUGACAUUUUUAUCAUGUUCUUGCUUGAUAUUAAAUUACGGAGCUAUAGUUAUGUUAAACACUCGCUGCACUCUGGUCACACUUACCUGCGGCGGGCUUUAGUCCUAUUUACUUUUUAAUUGCUUCACGCGCAGCGAGUGUUAAACGCAACCAUAAUUUCAUAGUUUUGUGGUAUGCCUGAUCUAAGAAUUGAGGGACGAAUUUACUGAAUUGCCAACGGCUCAAAAAUGAUCUGACCAUAUCGAAAUAGCUUAAAGUAUUCGCGAAACAUCUGAAUAUUAUAAGAUUGAUAAAGUAGUCUUAGAUUUAGUAAUAAUUAACAUAAUGAAACAUUAAAUGCAAUACUACUGUUCCUAAUAGGAUUUUAUUCAACGUGAACAAUAUACCCCAGGAGGGCUAAUACCGGUGUUAUUUUAAUGCCUAGUUAUAUUAUUUAAGUAUUACGAAUAUUAAGAUAUAUUCUGAUUAUGACUCGAUAUUUCCGAUGCUUGAAUAUUUUAACAAUAUUACACUUCGAAUAAUAUUUUAUCUAAUUUGAUUAUUUUAAAAUUUGACUUAUUAUAGGUAUAUUUUCAAUGCAUCUUAUUUUGUUGAUUUUUUAUAUUUGUGUAGUACCUAUAAUUUGUUUUAUUCUAAAUUUGAAUGCCAUCUCAUGUAGAAAAAUUGAUUAUUUAAUGAGAAAUAAUAAUCUGGUAAUAUUUCCUUAUAUUCUUUUUAUGUUGCUUUUCUAUUACCUACUAACUUUAUCUCUAUAUUCGCAAGUUAUGCAAAAUCUCAAAAAAUAUGUCUCAAUCUGUAAUCGACUUAGAUAAAUAUAUAGCUGUGAUAAUUCAGUGCCACUUAAAUAUAUAAUCCAACUAAAUUGACCUUUUUUUUUAAGAAAUAGAUUUAAAAAACAUGUAAGCGAUGUCUCCAUGACAUGUGAUGUGUGUUGUAUUAUGGUAUGAGAUUGGUGAAAUAAAUAGUUUUAUUUAGCAUUAAUCUUAGUUUAGGAAAAAUUGCCAAAUAUGUAACAAUGGGAAUGAAGAAUUUAAGCUUAAUAUUGAAAUUAUAACAUUAGUGUUACCUUAAGAAUUAGCAUAUAAUGCAUGGAACAAUAUGAAACCUUUAAAAUUAUCCGAUAUCCUAAAAACAUAUUUAUUAGUUUUCAUUUCAUUCAACUUGCUUCUACAAAAACUGAAACUAAUUUAACUAUUACCUAUGCUUACGAUUUACCUUGUUUCUAAAUAACUACCUAUGUUGUUAGAUAUAAUGACAGAGUUACUUUCGCAUUUAUAUUACUAGAUAGAGAUAUGUAUGAUGGUUCCAAUUCAACAAUGUUACUGUAUCUACGUUUUGCGUGUACUGAAGGAUUGGUUAAAAGCAACUUUGUUUCAGCAUAUCAGGUUAAGGUAAAGACUGCGAUACAUUCAUACAGUCAUAGAAAUAUCCAAAAAGUUCUUCGAUUAUAUGGAAAUAUGCAUAUUGUUCCAAAAUAAUUCUGAAAUUAUAAGUAUAAGGGCAUUUAUAACUGCAUUUAUUUUGAAUAGAUUAGGUUUUAAAUUUUAAGACAAUGUAACCAGAGUUGUGCAAUUUUAUAGGUAUCCAAUUUUAUGCGUUCUUGCGUUCAUACAUUGUAAGUUAAAAAUAUGUUCGAUUUUAAAGUUAUAAUGUAUACAACGAAGUAUGUAUGUAACAAUAUCAUUAGUCAUUUUAAUA